Molecule: messenger RNA, 1349 nt
Organism: Zophobas morio
Lineage: Eukaryota; Metazoa; Arthropoda; Insecta; Coleoptera; Tenebrionidae
Exons: 2
Coding region: 21-1349 (442 amino acids)
Biological process (GO): regulation of DNA-templated transcription
Molecular function (GO): zinc ion binding; sequence-specific DNA binding
Source: RefSeq, a predicted model, not a curated record
CUGUAGUUAGAUUUUUAGUAAUGCAGAGUUGGCUUGCUCUUUUAUGUGCGUCUGAGUUUAUGCGAGAUUCUUUAAUACAACAGCAUGGAGACCCUCUCUUUAAACCAACUUUCUCUAAUUUCUUAAAGUACUGCGAAGCUCUGGAUCAAAAGAAAUCCGAGGUUGAUGCUUCCAAAGAUAAAAAACACCCAGAUAACGCAUUUAAUAAUGAUCUUAAGUAUUCUGGUAAACGUAAUCAAAAGAAAGAAACAUUUCAGUCUCCAGAUAAACGUAGCACUACCUCGACUGCUAGCAGGACUUUCCAUCAAAGACCCUUGGCAAAGCGAGAACCUAAGCAAAAGCGCUCUAAAGAAAACCAGGGUAGCCCUAACGAGAUGCCCUUUCAUUUUUAUAAAGGCGUCAAAAAGAGCAAUCCUCCGAAUACAGUGAAACGUGGAAAACCAAAAUCGGAUGCUCAUCACUCUGCCAAUAUUACUCCCUCAGAUACACUAAUGCAGAAAAGUAGUGCAUAUCAGAUUCCUAAAGUAAUUUUACGAGAAAAGGAGGUAGGGCAUAGUUAUUAUUUGCAAAAAAAUAGUGCAUAUCAGACGUCAAAUGUAAGUUUACGAGAAAAUGGGGUUGGGCAAAUUCAAAAUCUUAGUGCACUUCAAAAAAUUCACUAUAUGCAGAAAAACAACACAUUUCAGAUUCCGAAUGCAAAUUUACGAGAAAAUGAGACAGGGCAAAGCCAAAGCCAAAAAACUCUUCCAAAAAGUUAUCAAAUACAAAAAAGUAGUGUAUAUCAGACUCCAAAUAUUAAUCUAGAAAAAAACGAGGUAAGGCAAACUCCAAAUCCUAAUGCACUCGUACAAGGUCAUUAUAUGCAGAGAAAUAGUGCAUUUAACACUUCAAAUAUGAAUAUACAGGAUAAUGAGGUUGGACAAACUUAUAAUUUUAGUGCACUUCCGCAAAGAUAUUAUAUUCAAAAUAACAAGGAAGUAGUUUUUAAAAAUACAGAAUUAUGUCGAGAACUGGUAUAUAAUAAUCAAAAUGCUACGCUAUCAGAUAAUUUAGUAGAGAGAUGUUCUUACUGUCAUUCUGCCUUGACAUAUUUCUGGACGAGAACUGCUACUGGUGAUCUAAUGUGUAAUGCUUGUGACACUUCUUGGAAACUUUUUAAUCGGCCUCGUUUAAUGACCUUUGUCAACGAUAUUUUUCGAAUAAACGAAAACCCGCCCAGAGCUUAUAAUCUGCCAGCUCCCCUGCGUUAUGCGCCUAGCAUGGAAGUUCCAUUACCUCCCGGUACUUCUGAGAGCUCUGCGCUUAAUUAUUAUAUCAAUAGAGGAUUUACAAGCCCAUCAACUAAGUAA